GUGGGAGGGGCGCUUCCCACAGGGAGCCAGAGAAUGGAACUGUGAGCCUAAAAGAGAGGGGCAGGUGAAGGGGGCAGGGUGGUACCCUAAGAGAAAGGGGGGAAGGAAGAUGCAGCUCACUCGCUGCUGCUUCGUGUUCCUGGUGCAGGGCAGCCUUUAUCUGGUCAUCUGUGGCCAAGAUGAUUCCCCCCAUGGCUCUGAUGACCCUGAACAUGAUGAUGCUGAGGGACAACCUCGGUCCCGGGUGCCUCGGAAACGGGGACAUCUCUCCCCUAAGUCCCGUCAGACCAGCUCCACACUCCUUGGGCUGCUGGCCCCACCAGGAGAGUCAUGGGGGGAUCCAGGGCAGCCCCCUGCCCAUACCCACCAUAGCGCUGCAUCUCCUGCCAAACUGAAAAAAAUAUUUGGCUGGGGCGACUUCUAUUCCAACAUCAAGACAGUGGCACUGAAUCUACUGGUUACAGGGAAGAUUGUGGACCAUGGCAAUGGUACCUUCAGUGUCCACUUCCAACAUAAUGCCACUGGCCAAGGGAACAUCUCAGUCAGCCUAGUGCCCCCCAGCAAGGCUGUGGAGUUCCACCAAGAGCAGCAGAUCUUCAUCGAAGCCAAAGCAUCCAAGAGUUUCAAUUGCCGGGUGGAGUGGGAGAAGGUGGAUCGGGGCCGGCGGACCUCACUCUGCACUCAUGACCCUGCCAAAACCUGCUCGCGGGACCACACACAGAGCUCAGCUACCUGGAACUGCUCCAAGCCCUUCAAGGUCAUCUGUAUCUAUAUCGCCUUUUACAGCACAGACUAUCGGCUGGUCCAGAAGGUGUGCCCAGACUACAACUACCAUAGUGAUGCCCCCUACUAUCCUUCUGGGUGAUGCCCUGGGUGGGUAGAGGGGAGGACCUUCAGGGACCUUCCCUCCCUCCACCAGGGGCCGAAGGGGACCGUACCACCAGAGGAAGAGGAGACCUAGGGGGCACAGGGUGGGAAAGAGACUGGAUUUCCAGGCAGGAAGAGAAAGUGAAAGCAAAAUUGUGGGGUAUGAUCAGAGUAAAGUCAAGGGAGAAGGAAAGGGAAGAAAGCUUUGUAGUGGGAACUAUUGAGUAACCUUAAACAUGUGAAAUUGAGAAGGGAUAGGUUCUAGGUAACUGAGCCUCACAGGAGACUGAGUUGUGGGUAGACAUUGAGUUCUAGGGUUCUGAGGGGAGUGGGUUAGAGAAGCCUCCGGCAAAGAUCUAGAGUCAAAUAUCUCUAGGGAUCAAAUGAUGUAGAGGCACCUAGAACCUUAGUUCCUUGGCCACUGUACUCAAGAAGAGACAGAUAUGGGGUGGUGAAUAUCUUCAGAGAAAAUACCAAGUUGGAAGGGCUCAGGAAAGUUUGCAGUCAGGAGAAGGGCAUUUCUAACAGCCUGGGUGGAAACACUGGAGAUGAAUUUGGAUUAGAACAAACACCCAUCUUAGUGGUUGAGAAUUGUCAGCACCUAGUCCUUGAAGGUCAGUAGAGUGAAGUGGGAGGGAUAACCAUCAAUCAUCAAGAUCUCAGUUAAUGGAGGACCCUCCCUGCCAUAUCCUUCAUCUUUAAGAGCCACUCUCUCAUGCUAAUAAGGAUCUCUAAGGGGAGCCUACAUCCCACUCUCAUAUAAUGUUGGGAGGCAUACUCUGGUGGGAUAGGCUUUGUGAGAGUGUGGGAGGAGAGUCUUCUAAUCCCAGCAAAAGGUUCACCGGGAACAGAUGGAAAGACAUUCUAACAUUGCACUGUUAAUGAACUCUUCUUCUCUGCCCCACUCCCCAUGCCUCCUAAGUCUCCCCCUUCUGUAUUGGGUAUGUUUCCCCAAAGGAGUAAGCUUGGGAGGGAAGACAGAACACCUGAAUCCCCUCUGCAACCUUUGCUUCCUCCACCCCCAGAUGGCUCUAAGGGGUUGCCAGUUACUUCAGAAGAAGCAAGACUGAAUGAGACAGAGGGCACUGGGUCUCUGUUUCAGAUGUUCUGUGGUGUCUGUAUGGGGGGGGAGGGUUAUGGUGGGA
Messenger RNA from Vombatus ursinus (common wombat), 2012 nucleotides. It is a transcript of the gene NXPH3, whose product is annotated as neurexophilin 3. Lineage: Eukaryota; Metazoa; Chordata; Mammalia; Diprotodontia; Vombatidae. Bases 110 to 865 code for a protein of 251 amino acids. Gene Ontology annotation, molecular function: signaling receptor binding. The record is from RefSeq and is a predicted model, not a curated record. The transcript has 2 exons.